CAAGACGUCUGUUGGGUCAGAGUCCGACAAUCGAACCACCUGACUCAGUCAGUAUACACCAUUCAUUCCAUCACUCUCAUCCCCCAUGCCACCAACACCCACCCUGACUCAAAAACCAGUCCAGCCCCUGUCUGGACAGCUACUGGCCUUGCGACUAGUGUGACCGACCUGUAAGUCUGUCUGUCCGUCUGUCAGUCUGGAAAUCUUGCCUUGUUCUAUCUGGCGGGCAGCAGAGGCCUCCUGCUACUACUGUCGUCAGGUUGACUCUGCUGCUUCCUACACCUGACUGACCGCUCCGUGUGCACGUGUGUGUCGGUGGGCGAUAGCUCCUCCUCCUCCUCCUCCUCAAGGGGUCCGUCAGGGGCAGCGGGGGCUUCAGCUGAGGGAGAAGUGCACGACAGAAGGGACCUGAAGGUGUCACUCAAGUACCUGCACGCACACACGCAGGCAGGCGCACACGGUGGGCGACUGACUGACUGACUGACUGAGGCAGGCAGCAGACACCCACCGGCCGGACCCCCACACACACUCACCGUUUCAGCCUGUUGUGUGGUAGUCGUGCAGCAGCUGCAGCCUUCCUCUCAAAGAGCUCGAUGGCCGCGCAGUGGUUGUACACACACGUCAGGUCCCCCAAUGCCUCUUUCUGCGCGUCGCUGAGAGCUGCGGCAGACAGGCAUACCCGGCCGGGCAGUCAGAAAGCGGCCAAUGAGUGAUCUAUGUUGACAGUGUUGUGUGAGAGGUGAAUGCUGCUGCGUGGCUGCCUCCUCCGCUCACUCACUGGCAUAUUCUGAUGCACACACGCAGGCAGACAGGCACAUGUGAUCACACGAGGGAUGCAAUGCAGCCAUUCAGUACUGGGGUGGAUACAUACCUGGGAGUUCCGUACACUGGUUCAGCGCGGCCUCCUUCUCUUCCUCCUGCACGCACGACAGACAACACACAGACAUACACACAACACAUCCAUCCAUCCAUGUGCUCUGUUCGGAUGCCCUCGAUGGUCUGGUCUGCUGUGGGUCGCUCACCGUCAUCGAACGCCAUAUGGGCAUGGUGGCUGCAGUCCACAGAGGAGAGAGUCCGUCAAGUCCGUCACACGUGCAUACAGUCAGUCAGUCAGUCCGUCUGUGUGUGGCUAGCUGCGUGCGCACCGUUGACGGUAUCGCAGAACUUCCUUUCCUCUUCGUCCACCGGGCUGAGCUUGAGCACUCGUUCGUACACCUGGUCUGGUCCCAGCUGCGGUGGCGGACGGAACACCUGAGUCAACAUCUCUUCGAUCCACAUCACAUUCCCACGAUGAGCCUCUCUCCUGCGAUCUUUGCGUUUCCUCCUUC
Molecule: messenger RNA, 1328 nt
Organism: Vitrella brassicaformis
Lineage: Eukaryota; Vitrellaceae
Source: the annotation of a GenBank genome assembly